This is a messenger RNA of Lotus japonicus, 1134 nucleotides long. RefSeq lists its product as uncharacterized. NCBI's taxonomy places the organism in Eukaryota, Viridiplantae, Streptophyta, Magnoliopsida, Fabales, Fabaceae. The record is from RefSeq and is a predicted model, not a curated record. The coding region runs from base 1 to 1134 and encodes 377 amino acids. The transcript has 2 exons.
AUGUCUCAGAAGAAGAUGACUCUGAUGAUGACACUCCAAUUUAAGGAAACUCCAGUAUCUACUCUUUCCAUGAAGAAAACUGAUGUCCUUGCAAGCAAGAAAGUUGCAGAUGGGAAGAAGAACAAGAAGGAUAGGGCCUCUGUCAAGACCUCUCAGAAGUCCAAAACUUCUCAGAUCUCAACCACUGCAAGAAAGCUGCUGAAAGGGAAAAGGAUUCCUACAAAUGUGCCUGAUGCUCCUGUUAAUAAUGUAUCUUUCCACUUUGCAAGUUCUGCACAAAGUUGGAAGUUUAUUGUCCAGAGAAGGUUGGGUGUAGAGAGAGAACUUCAUGAAGAUGCCUUGGAACUCAAGGAGAUCAUGGAUCUAUUGGUUAAUGCUGGUUUGAUGAGGAUUGUCAAGGAUAUUGGCAGAUGUUUUGUUCAAUUGGUUAGAGAGUUCAUUGUAAACAUCCCUACUGACUGUGAUGAUGAGAGCAGCACUAAGUACAGGAAAGUCUAUGUAAGAGGAAAGUGUGUCAACUUUUCUCCUGAAGUGAUUAAUGAGUUUUUGGGCAGGAGCCCUGUUGCUGUGGCGGAUGAAGAGCCUGAUUUGAAUAGGGUUUCUAAUACCCUAACUGGAAAGCUGGUCAGGAAGUGGCCAAAGAAAAGAUUGCUUCCAUCUGGGAAGUUAACUACCAAGUAUGCUGUGCUAUUUAAGAUUGGCGGUGCAAACUGGAUGGCAACAAAUCACUUGUCUGGUGUUACUGCUCGCCUUGCCAAGAUGCUCUAUUUGAUUGGAACUGGUGGUGAGUUUGAUUUUGGUAAACUUGUUUUUUAUCAGAUUCUCAAGCAUUCAGGUUCUUAUGCAGUAAGGCUUCCUAUUUUGUUUCCCUGCCUUUUGUCUGAGAUAAUUGUACAUCAAACUGUUGUGAGGGCUGAUGAACCUCAAGGUAAGAAGCCUAUGCCUCUCAAAUUUGAUUAUCGCUUGUUUGUUGGGACACAUGUUCCAGACAUUGUGCUGACUAUAGCAAAGGGAACAGCCAGUGCCAGUGGCACUCAAGCAAUUGGUUCGGGUAAGGAUGAUAUCUUGACUGAGUUGAGGGCUGUUUCCAAGUCCUGGGUGACACCAUUCAGGCGUGCAAAAUCAGGAAGCUGA